Molecule: messenger RNA, 666 nt
Organism: Prunus avium (sweet cherry)
Lineage: Eukaryota; Viridiplantae; Streptophyta; Magnoliopsida; Rosales; Rosaceae
Source: RefSeq, a predicted model, not a curated record
AUGUGUGCAAACUUCAUAAGGCCAUCUACGGUCUCAAGUAGGCUCCACGGGCAUGGUUUCAACGUUUUAGUUCUUGUACGGUUUGGUUUCUGUCAAAGUCGGGUUGACAACUCCAUGUUUGUUUAUCCGGAUAAUUCUCGUGUUUUGAUUUUAUUAUUGUAUGUGGAUGAUAUUAUUCUUACCUAUAGUGAUCCUUCUCAUAUUCACACCUUUAUUCGCACACUGGGAGCAGAAUUUGACAUCAAAGAUUUGGGGCGUUUGCAUUAUUUUCUUGGCGUGGAGGUUACUUAUCACACGGAUUCUCUUCAUCUUACUCAGAACAAAUAUACAGUUGAUUUCCUCAAACGCAUCAAUCUCUUGGAUUGUAAACCUGUUUCCACACCAAUGGCUUCGAAAGGUACACUUUCUCGUACUGAUGGUACAAAACUUGCCGAUCCUACUCUUUAUCGACACAUUGUUGGUGCCCUCCAAUACCUUACCAUGACCCGUCGCGAUAUCUCAUUUGUGGUUCAACAUGUCGCUCAGUUUAUGGGAUCUCUCGGUGAUGUUCAUUUUGAAUAUGUUAAGUGCAUAUUACGUUAUCUCAAAGGCACUCUUGGUUUUGGUCUUCCUAUUCAUCGGUCUCCUGAUUGUUCCUUCUUAAUUGCCUAUUCCAAUGCUGAUUGA